This is a messenger RNA of Haliotis rubra (blacklip abalone), 852 nucleotides long. RefSeq lists its product as uncharacterized. Bases 1 to 852 code for a protein of 283 amino acids. The transcript has a single exon. The record is from RefSeq and is a predicted model, not a curated record. NCBI's taxonomy places the organism in Eukaryota, Metazoa, Mollusca, Gastropoda, Lepetellida, Haliotidae.
AUGCCAGUCGUUGGAUGCCCUAUUCCGUCAUGUGGCUUUGUGACAGAAGACCUGGAUUUUGUGGUGCAUGCAACAGUCCACACUACAGGACCUGCCAUCUCUGCAAAAGUAGAAAAAGUGAAACGACCAAGCAUAUCCUCUGCUGGAACAAGCGAAGAUUGGUCAUACUUUAAAUCCAGGUGGAAAGACUAUGUCCAAACGACCAUGGUCACAGGGAAGGACCGCGUUGUACAGCUUCAUGAAUGCUGUUACGAGACACUGCGCAGAGAUUUCACACGUUCGGCUGUCCUGAAGGCCAUUAGACUCCUUGCUGUCAGAGAGGAGAACACCAUGGUAGCUCGCGUUACCCUCCACAGCAUGACUCAGGAUCGAGAUGAAACUGUUCGUUCCUUCGGUGCAAGGCUAAGAGGUCAGGCUGGCGUCUGCAAAUUCACCAUUGCAUGUCCAGGAUGCCAUCGGGAGGUGAAUUACACUGAGACGAUCCUUCGCGAUGUACUCACCCUUGGACUAAUUGACCCUGAAAUCCAGUUAGAUCUCCUUGGAGACAAGAACCAAGACACGAAUCUCGAACAGGUGUUUCAAUUUGUGGAAGCCAAGGAAUCAGGCACACGCUCGGCAUCUCGACUUCUAGACUCGCAGUCUGUUGAAGCUGUUAGCAGUGGCUACCGAAGAAGCAAGAACACAGCUGUUAAUGCAUCCAAGAAACUGGAUACGUCCGAGUCAUACUUCUACUGUGGAAGAAAGGGGCAUGGAAAAAGUGCAUCCCUGAAAAUCAGGAAAAAGCAUUGUCCCGCUUUCGGUCGCAUGUGUUCAUCCUGUACCCGCUACAAUCACUUUGAAACUGAGAGCUGA